Molecule: messenger RNA, 501 nt
Organism: Arabidopsis lyrata subsp. lyrata
Lineage: Eukaryota; Viridiplantae; Streptophyta; Magnoliopsida; Brassicales; Brassicaceae
Exons: 3
Coding region: 1-336 (111 amino acids)
Source: RefSeq, a predicted model, not a curated record
AUGUUGUUUUCGCUUCAUGUGGAUGAAGCUCUUGGUGCUCAAACUAAAAUCAGCAAACUCAAAGAGAUGAUCACGAUGCGGAGGAAUUUGGAAGGAAAUAUUGACUACAAAAGCUCUAAUAUGCGGACUGGAGGGAGUGUAUCGAAUCAAUGCCACAGCAAAAGUUAUAUCGAGAUCGUCACCACUUAUCUUCCUGAUGAUUCGUCCUCCCCCUGUAUACAGUGUAACCACGACUCUUGUUAUAGUUGCACCAAGACGAGAAAGUGCAGAUGGUCCACUGGCUCACCCCGGAGGUGCACAGUCAACGAGGUGUGUUGCCUUAUAGUGUAUUCAUAGCUAUAGAUUUAUCGGAGGCAAAAUCAAUAUAUAUAUAUGAUAAUCUUUUCAACAUUUCUAUAUAUCUUAUAUUUGUGAGUUGGAGUAAUAUGUAUACUAUUGCUUUUAUCAAAAAAAAAAAAAAAACAAUAUGUAUAACGUUAUAACACUUUUUAUCGAUGACAA